AUGCCAUGGAUUGCUUGGAGGAUUUCUCACAGUGUCCAGCUUGUAACAAAGAAUAUGACGUCAUUUUGAUCUUACCUUGUUCUCAUACGAUCUGUGGUCGAUGUGUGGCAGCUGAAGAGGAAACCGGGUCGCAUCCUGUGUGUCGCCGUGACCCACGACGGUCAAUCUGCUCGGUGCCGUGCCCAUGCUGCAGACAACCAGUAGAGCUGCCAUGUUGGACGUGGUCAUCUGCCGCUUCCUGUCUCCCUCAGCAUCCCACUCUGAGGUCCGAAUAUGCAAACUGGGAUACAGGCUUCAAAUACAGAUCAGCAAGGUCUCACCACGAACAGGAGGACAGUAAUUGCAAAUCGACACUAAGCAGUAAAAGGUGCUCCACUGCGCGCAGCUCCUUUGUAUUGCCAGAGGAUGGUGCUGUAGACCUGCUAGAAGAGGAGAUGGAGCGGAGUGUCUAUGGGCUGCGCUUCUCCCUGGACCCUUCAUCUGUCCCACCACCCCUCCGUCUGUCCAACACCCUCCUCACAGUGACCUACAGUGACAGUGGUUCUUCAGAUCUACGUCCUAGGAUCAGAAAACCUGCGUUGACCCCUGACUCCACGGUGCUUCUUCCUCAUGUGAGCGCUGAUGUCAUCAUUGCUCGGGGGCAAUACUACUGGGAGGUGGAUGUCUGUAACAGCUCCGUCUACAGGGUUGGUAAGAACUCUGUUGGUUGUGGUUGAACUGGGUUGAUGCCAGUU
Molecule: messenger RNA, 734 nt
Organism: Xiphophorus maculatus (southern platyfish)
Lineage: Eukaryota; Metazoa; Chordata; Actinopteri; Cyprinodontiformes; Poeciliidae
Exons: 4
Coding region: 6-716 (236 amino acids)
Source: RefSeq, a predicted model, not a curated record